AUGGCUACUCUUCGCUCCGCGUUCAUUCUCGCCUUGGUCCUCGCGUCGCUCCCCGCACUCUAUGCCGCGUCCGCGCCACUGCGGGGCGACGUCGCUGCUGGGGGAAGCGCGGCCGUGGACGCGGCGGCGAGGUGGGGCCGCAAGCUGCUGGAAGCGAGCAGCGGCUCCGUCGCAAGCGGUGCAGACGCUGAACUGGACCAGCAGGGUGGCGAGGAGGAGGAGGAGGUGGGGGAGGUGACGGACGGGCUGGAUGAGGCGGUGCGAGUGCUGCUGACGUGGGGAGAGAUGAAGAACGCGGCGGCGGCCGGCACGAGCACAAACGCGGGGAGCGCGGGGGGGAAGAUAGGAGACAUUGUGUCCAAGGCGGUGGCAGCAAAAGCGCAGGCGCUCAUCAAGUCGUGGAAAACACCACAUCGUGCCGCACAGCCGGCAGCGAUGAUGGACUUGGCGGGAGGCGGGCUGUUGGACUGGGGCGAAGGACGUCACGUCACGCCAGACCCUUGA
This is a messenger RNA of Closterium sp. NIES-65, 504 nucleotides long. The record is from the annotation of a GenBank genome assembly. NCBI's taxonomy places the organism in Eukaryota, Viridiplantae, Streptophyta, Zygnematophyceae, Desmidiales, Closteriaceae.